CCAAAAAACGAACAAAUAUUUCUGACGAAAGUCUUGAAAAAGACAUAAAACGAAAGCCGAUCAAAGCUCGAAGAAACUCGCGAAAUGAAUUGGCUGUGUCUUUACGUGAACGAUCACCAGUAUCACUAUAUGAACAAACCAUUGAAACAGAUUUUACUCUUAUGAUCCCAGGAUUUGAUCCUGGAAUGUUUGGUAUGUCUGGUGAAUCGGCCAUUAUGAUUAACAGACCAAUCGAAAUUUCACGACUCUUAGAAAGAGGAUUAUACGGAGAUCAAACGCAAAAUGCGCGUGAGGCACUUCCGGCGCUUUCUCAAGUAUUCUCGCAUGCGUGUGUUACACAAGCUCCUGGUGAAAACGGGAAGCUGCACUCUUCUUUUUUCAGUUUGAUGUCCUGCUAUAUACCUGAAGUGUAUAAGAAAUACUUAUCUGACAGAUCAAAGGUGAAUGUUAAUGAUGUUACUGAUACAGUUGAUGAUAGUAAAUCUUUACCUCCUGGUUGGGUCGAGAUUAAUUAUCCAGAAUAUCGACCUCCUUCUCAAGAACAAUAUUCUGACGGAAGAGCUGAAUUAAGGAUUCUAGCUAUAGAUUGUGAAAUGUGUAUUACGGCAGAUGGUCCAGCCCUAACUCGUGUAUCGGUAGUUGAUGACAAACUUAAAGUUCUUUAUGAUUCGUUUAGUGGAAUAACCGAGGAAAUAUUGCAUGAUGUUACUGUUACCAUCAAAGACGUUCAAACUCAGAUUAGUGAGUUGGUCGACAAAAAUACUGUUUUGGUGGGACAUUCUCUUGAAUGUGACUUGAAAGCAUUGCGGUUUGCACAUCCAUUUAUAAUUGACACGUCAAUUCUUUAUUCUGACCCCCGCAAUUCAUACAAACCAAAGCUGAAAAAUCUUGCAAAAAUGUGGCUUGAUAGAAAUAUCCAAUCUAAGGGACCUCGUGGACAUGAUUCUAUUGAAGAUGCCAUGACUUGCAUGGAUCUCCUAAAAAUUAAAUUAAAUCGAGGUCUGGAUUUUGAUAAAACUCAUGAAUCCAUUUUUGAACGUAUAUAUCGUAUGACGGGCAGUACGACUGCAGUUGUGGAUCGCGAAGCUAAAGCUGAUUUAUAUGUAGAUGGAGCUAAAAAGGUGUUGGAUGCCUUAAUAGAAAUAGUAAGCAACGACCAAAAUAUUUUAUAUAACUUGGUAUUUGGACGAUUUCUUGACCUUAAAACUCUUCCUGAUGAUAUGGAUGGACGAAUUAGUCUUGUGAAAAGGCUUGGUGAAAGAAUUAAUAAGAUAUAUGAUAAACUUCCAGUUAAAACAAUGUUUAUAGUUACUAGCGAACAAUUUAGUGAUUGGACCGAACAUGAUGAACAAGAACUUCAAAAUGCUUAUCUUAAGGCUAAA
Racocetra fulgida is the source of this 1382-nucleotide messenger RNA. NCBI's taxonomy places the organism in Eukaryota, Fungi, Glomeromycota, Glomeromycetes, Diversisporales, Gigasporaceae. The record is from the annotation of a GenBank genome assembly.